GCUUUCGGUCACAUUGGUCGCGACGGAAAUUUAUGAAAUUAAUUUAAUUUAGUUGAAUUAAUUUUUCAGCGUGAGCGUCCGCCGCAGAAGUCGGCCAAAGUGAAAAAGAUAAAAAAAAAAAUAAACAAACGAUGAAAGCCCAGUAGCCAACGACAAUUACCGUUGUCAACACAUUGUUAGCCAACUUCCUAUUUUUUUUUUAUAUUGAUUAAAUUCAUUGUGUGUAGACAUACGCACAGACACACACACACAUACGCACAGGCACGCGGAUAGAGAGGAAAACAACAACAAAUUGUGACUGGCGCGCAAAUACACACACACAAAUAACAUAACAAUUGAUAAAUUGCUUAGACGCUAAAUGAGUCAAUAGUGAAUUAAAAUCGGCUAUAGAAGGCUUCUGAUUUUUUUUUUUCAAUUCGGGCUUACGUACAUCGUGUCAAAGCCGCAAUGUCUUGCUGCACUGGUGUGGCCAUGUCCGCCGACGAGGGGAUAACAAUGCGCAAUGGCAGGACCAAGGCGCUGCAGGAGCACUCCCCGGAUCAGGUGGCUACUUCGUUGUUGCCACAGGUGCCGCCGCAGGAGCAGCAAGAUCUUAAUCCGCAACAACAACAACAGCAGCAACAACAGGCCACUCCGCAAAAGCAGGCCAUGUCCGCCGACGAGAAGAAGGCCACCAAGAAGUCCCUGGUCAUCGUAGCGGGCAUUUUUGUGGCCAGCUUGGUCACCAUGUGCUAUGUGUACGCCAUAUUCCCCGAGCUCAACGCGUCGGAGAAACAACACUUGAAAAUUCCGCGUGAUAUCCAAGAUGCCAAGAUGCUGGCCAAGGUCCUUGAUCGCUACAAGGACAUGUACUACUUCGAAGUGAUGUUCGGCGUGGUGGUCGCCUAUGUAUUCCUGCAAACAUUCGCCAUUCCCGGAUCGCUGUUUCUAUCGAUUCUGCUCGGAUUCCUGUACAAGUUCCCGAUCGCCCUGUUCCUAAUCUGUUUCUGUUCGGCGCUGGGCGCCACGCUAUGCUAUACACUUUCCAAUCUGGUUGGACGCCGCCUGAUCCGUCACUUUUGGCCAAAGAAGACCAGCGAGUGGUCGAAGCACGUCGAGGAGUAUCGCGACAGUUUGUUCAACUAUAUGCUAUUCCUGCGCAUGACACCGAUCCUGCCCAAUUGGUUCAUCAACCUGGCAUCGCCCGUCAUCGGUGUGCCGCUGCACAUCUUCGCAUUGGGCACCUUUUGCGGUGUGGCACCGCCCUCGGUGAUCGCCAUCCAGGCGGGCAAGACACUUCAGAAGAUGACCAGCUCGAGCGAGGCCUUCUCCUGGACCUCGAUGGGCAUCCUGAUGGCCUGCGCCUGUGCAUCCUUGCUGCCCGGCCUACUCAAGAACAAGUUCAAGCACAAGAAGGAGGCGUAAGCUGGCCAAAGGACCUUUCCGAAAUAUAUUUAUAUGUAUGCUAUUCCCCAAACCGAAACCAAAACAAACCGAAAAAUCAUUAAUUGUAAUUUAUACACUACGACAGAAACAAGAGGUAAAACACACACACACACAAACCGCGUUUUUUUCAGUGUAAUUGAACGCGGCAAUGGAAAAAUGAAAAGCCCGCCCCAGAGAAAAUUUCGGUAUGCCACUUUGGGUCUCGAUCCACUAUGUUUAAGACAACAACAAAAUAUCUGUGUUUAUCCUAUUAAAAAAAAAUAUUAAUUUUUUUUAAACCUA
Molecule: messenger RNA, 1707 nt
Organism: Drosophila santomea
Lineage: Eukaryota; Metazoa; Arthropoda; Insecta; Diptera; Drosophilidae
Gene: stas
Product: transmembrane protein 41 homolog
Exons: 4
Coding region: 448-1404 (318 amino acids)
Cellular component (GO): endoplasmic reticulum membrane
Source: RefSeq, a predicted model, not a curated record